Messenger RNA from Drosophila gunungcola (fruit fly), 2268 nucleotides. RefSeq lists its product as uncharacterized. The transcript has 3 exons. NCBI's taxonomy places the organism in Eukaryota, Metazoa, Arthropoda, Insecta, Diptera, Drosophilidae. The record is from RefSeq and is a predicted model, not a curated record. The coding region runs from base 1 to 2268 and encodes 755 amino acids.
AUGACCAGAGCCUUUUCGACAUCGGAGAACGACUAUGUCACCAUAAAAGAGUUAAUGGAACGACGGCAGGGAUAUAACGAGAGUUUGGAGGAUUAUAUUUCUGCGAUGCACAAUCUGCAGUUUAAACUAAGAAAUAAGAUUCCAGAAUCCAACCUGGUGGAGAUAUUGAAGGAGAACCUUAAUUCGCAGAUGGGAGCCUUUUUGUUGGCGUCAAGCAUAUCGACAUUAGCCGAGCUUAAGAGGGAAGGAAUACGGGUCGAAAAAUGGUUGAAGGACAAGAGGUCGCGCCCGCGGCACGUUAACGAAAUCAUAAAUGAAUCGGAAAAAGGAUAUGAAGCCGAUGACUACCAGGUGGAGGCUUUUCAGAACAACCGGCCACCGAAGGGAGCUGGAAUGUCUGAUCGGAGAGCCGGGGAAGACCGGUCAGAAAAACGACACGCCGAGACAAUAAAAGAGGCGACCUCAAGCCCCGCACAGAUAUCGUCUCAUAAGACAUGGUAUCAGCGUAAGGCAGAGUACGAGGAGGCUCGCGCCCGUAUCUUUAAUACGGCACAAGAGGAAGAAGACGAAAGGAGUAACCGGAACAAUAAGAAACUUCGACACCUGCACCAGACCCUGGAGACUGCACGGGAACUUAAAAGAAAAUUAGUUGCGUCUAUCAUCAGCCUGAAAAAUGACAACCGUCUUUUUGGCAAGACAAAAGUAGACGGCGAAGAGAUUGUAGCCUUAUUGGAUACAGGGGCAAGUGCCAACUGCAUUGGCAAAGGAGCGGAGCUGUUUUUACAACGGAGGCAGCAUAAGAUGCAAAGAUUAACCAGACAAAACGUACAAACGGCCAGUGGGGGGAAAACUCAAGUUACAGGCAUAAUCACUCUGCCGGUAGAAUGGGAAGGCGAAACAAAAGAAUUGGAAUUUUUAAUAGUGCCCGCCCUACAGCAACACUUUUAUUUCGGAAUAGAAUUUUGGGAGGAAUUUAAGUUGCCUUUACCGGGGAAACGCCUAUUAGAGGUUGCGCAGUUAGAUACAGUAGCGCCCGAAGAAGAGAAUCCCGAGCGCCCCGAAACUGCAUACACCCCACACAAACUUACCGAACAACAGGAAAACACCCUUAAAAAGGUAGUUUACACCUUCCCAUCCUGUACGGAUAUGGGCUUAGGGAAAACCGAGUUAGAAGAACAUGUCAUAGAGGUUACCCAGGAGAAUUUACCUAUCAAGCAGAGGCAUUAUCCCAUCUCACCAGCAAAACAGAAACUGAUGCGGAGAUUUUUGGGAAUGACAGGGUGGUACCGGCGUUUUAUACAAAACUACGCUCAAAUGGCAGAACCGCUUCAUGAAAGCCUCAAAAAGGACCGAGUCAGGAAAUAUGAGCUCGAGGAAGAGGGUAUUAAAGCCUUUGAGGCACUGAAGACCAGCCUGGUAUCAGCACCUGUGUUAACAACACCGGAUUUUUCAAAACCUUUCACGAUUCAGUGCGAUGCAUCGACGACCGGAGUCGGAGGGGUGUUGUUCCAGACAGAUGAAGAGGGUGGCGAGCAUCCUAUCGCGUACAUAUCCUCGAAACUGGACAAAGCCCAAAGGAACUACAGCAUCACUGAACUUGAAUGUUUAGCGGCAAUAUUGAGCAUCAGAAAGUUCCGCCCAUACGUUGAAGGAAUGCCUUUCAAGGUCAUAACAGAUCAUGCUAGUCUAAAGUGGCUCAUGGGCCAGAAAGAUUUAUCAGGCAGACUAGCAAGGUGGAGUUUGAAACUACAGGCCUUUGAUUUUGAAAUCGAACAUCGGAAAGGGUCACAAAAUGUGGUUCCAGAUGCGCUUUCAAGGGUACAUAUGGAUGAAGUAACAGCGGUACUUAGGGAUGCGGCAGAGAUUAACAUAGACCUACAAUCAGCAGCGUUCCAGUCGAAAGAAUACAAAGAAUUGGCUCAAGCUGUUGAAAAACACGCAGAAAAGACUCCGGAUACCCAAACGUCCGAAGGAUACGUUUAUAAGAGGGUAGGAUUCCGAACAGGCGAAAUAAUUAAUGAGGACCGUGCUUGGAAGCUGUGGGUUCCAGAGGAACUUCGGCAGGACGUAGUUCAUCACGCCCAACAUUCUCAAAUGGCAGGACAUGGCGGCAUACACAAAACUUUAGCUCGACUAAGGCAGUUAUAUUACUGGCCCGCAAUGACGGUUGAUGUACAAAGAACUGUUAAGAAUUGUGAAAUUUUGCAGAGUCAGCAAAACAACGAACAAAUCCAGCCGACCGCCAAUGGGAAAACAACGAAUAACUGA